CAGAUGGUAGGACGCGUGGGUCUUCAUGCGCAUGCGCGGUCCAACAUGGCGACGUGAAGGGCGGACCCGCCAAGCCUCGCUCCCAAAAAGCUGAUUUAUCCUCCUAUCGUCGAGCGAGAUGGAGGACGGACUUCUUUCCUUGAAGUGGAACAACCACAGAUCCACUUUUUUCCACAUUCUGAGUGAAGUGCGGGGUAAACAGACGUACACGGAUGCCACGCUGGCGUGUGAGGGGAAGUUCUUCCCCGUACACAAGCUGGUCAUGUCGACGUGCAGUGACUACUUUGCCGAGAUCUUUGAAAAGACCCCGUGUAAGAACCCUGUGGUAGUGCUCAAGGACAUCAAGAAGUCAGACUUAGAGGCCUUGUUAGACUAUAUGUACAUAGGCGAGGUGGACGUGCGGCAGAGCGAGCUGGCCGGCCUCAUCAAGGCGGCGGAGUGCCUGCGCAUCAAGGGUCUGGCCGUGCCGGACGAGGACCCCACCAAGGCCCACAAGAAGGCCCCCACCAGUGUACCUGAGCGGCGGGAGGACAGCCCCCGGCCAAGCGGAAAAGACGGGACUCGGGGGCGACCGCGGGAGGGCCCCUUCGCCGCCCCUGCCCCGGGGGUCCUCCCAGUCUUCCUCCCACACUUCCACAACACCAGUGCCUAGUCAAGCACCCCCCUCCUCCAGUGUACCUGAGUCACAUGUGCCAUCCCAGCCCAUGCCCCCGCCGCCCUCCCUGGGCCAGGAGGCGGGGCGGUCGCGCUCCGACGCCCCGCCCGCCUCCCACCUCCACCACCCGCCGCUGU
Messenger RNA from Scylla paramamosain (green mud crab), 792 nucleotides. Its product is annotated as longitudinals lacking protein-like. Lineage: Eukaryota; Metazoa; Arthropoda; Malacostraca; Decapoda; Portunidae. Bases 119 to 652 code for a protein of 177 amino acids. The transcript is spliced from 3 exons. Gene Ontology annotation, biological process: regulation of transcription by RNA polymerase II. The record is from RefSeq and is a predicted model, not a curated record. Gene Ontology annotation, cellular component: nucleus. Gene Ontology annotation, molecular function: protein binding.